UUUGUAUAAAUGCGAAAUAUAGUUUGUGACUGGUUCCCUUGUCUUUUGCUCUUCUCCCCGUUUUUCGUUCAUCACUAUGGUUUUUCAAUACCUUAAUUGGAUGUAAGCGCAGAUGAACAACAUCGUCAAAGUCCCAAACACCAGGCGGCAGAGAGAAAAUUACAAAACACCAAACAAUUCCCUACAGUGGAGGUGGGAAGUGAAGAGAUUGCCCGUUUGUUAUUCCCGCCCCGACAACCUGAAUGCGUGGACUCGGCUGUGGAUUCCCAGCAGCACCCCAACUCCGAGGCACAGAAGUACGAGAUGGACACUCAAGUGGAAAAUAAAGAAGGCAUUGAUAGCGAUGGAGCUGAUGCUGCAGCCAAAGAAUAUGAUGAAACAUAUUGCUAUGUUUGCCAAAUUGCCUUUACUUCACUGCAACAUGCCAAGCAGCACCUUAGUGGACAGAAACAUACGAAGAAAAUGCGUCAGUAUGGCAGUCAGGCACGCAUGACCACACCACUUGAUAAUACCUCAUGGUAUCACUGUAAUGUAUGCAAUGUAGAUUGUAAUUCCCAAUACCAUCUUGAACAACAUCAAGUAGGCAGUGCACACAAAAAGAAAGUCCGGAGUAUGGGUAUGAUGUCUGUCAGGAAUAUUGCUGCAGUCCCUGCUACACCAGACUUUAUGGUACAAGAAACAACCCUGGAGACACCAGAGAAACUCUUGAGGCCAGAUGUGGAAAAUGUUCAAGAAUCUGUUUGUGCUGAUGGAGUCAGCAUCUUAACAGCUGAGACACGGGUUGAGGUGCCUGGUCAGGAAACACCAGUCACUACUGAUAUACUGGAUGAAAAGUUGCAUUUCAAUCAAUGUUCAACUCCGGUAAAUAUUUGUAGAGAAGAAACUUCAUGUGCACUUGAGCGGGAUGAUGAAACCAAGUUAAAGCAACAGGACCAAAAUGAUGUGACUGCUACCAUUAUAAAAGAAGUUGACAGUAUGUCAGAAAGGGAUAAUGCGUGCACCAAGGUCACUCAGUUGGUCCAGAAUAUUUUGCCUGCUACUGGUAGAAAUGGAAAUGAAAAUGAAAAUAUCACUUGUAAGAAGGAGGAGGAUGAAACAAAAGAAAAACAACUGUUCCAGAAUGAUGAAAAACCUACUGUUGGCUCUGAAAACACUACCCCAACUGUACAGCUGCCUCCAAGUGUGGAUGAUGAUCUAUGUGCGAAGUUUCUUCAGUUGACAUUGAAAAGUCAAGAUGCUGAAGAUGGCUGUGAUGAUUCCUAUGUUGAUGCUGAUGGUAACAGACAAGCUGUGUACAGUAUAGAUAGUGAAGGAAGGGGACAGUGCUUCAUAUGCAAUGUUGGUCUGGAUUCCAGAAUUAAAUCCUCACAGCAUUUCAGAGGAAAAAAUCAUGCAAAGCAACUUUCCAGAGCAAAAAACGGAUAUUUACAAUUGACUUUUGUGCCUGGUCUUUACAGCUGCUCUGAGUGUCAGGUGAAUUUCUCUGGACCAGAGAGCCAUGCUCAACACCUUCAGAGUGAAAAGCACAAGGCAAAACUGGCCCAGUCACAGUGUGUUCCAGAGAGAUCCUUGCCACUUCAUGUGAAAGAAGUGGUUGAUUGUGACAUGGAUCCCUAUUCCUUGAUGACAACAACACUACCCAGAAGUUAUCAAAUUGACCUGUAUGAAGCAGCGAUGAAAGGAGAUGUGGUGGUCUUUCUACCAACAGGCACUGGAAAGACUGUGAUAUCAGCCAUGGUUGUGAGUCACAUGUUGCAGCUGAACCCUGCCAGACCUGUGGUGUUUCUGGUGGACAGGGUGCUACUGGUCAUGCAGCAGAGUAAAGUACUGAAGACAGAGCUGGGGGACAAAAUGUAUACCAGGAUAGAUGAUGGGGUGCAACAUGACCGUCAGUUAAAAAUUGGAACUCUGUGUGGGGAAAAGCAAGAUACAGGAGGAGAGUUGAUAUGGAAACAAGACAUAGUAGUGACCACCGCAGCUUAUUAUUUAAAUCUGCUGGAGAAACAAGUUGUCUGCUGGCAAGACCUCUGCCUGGCUGUGUUUGAUGAAGCCCACCACUGUGUAAAAAGUCACCCCUUCAACAGGCUUCUGGAACAGUUCCACCGCAAAUUACAACUUAAACACAGACCUAAAAUUUUAGGAUUGACUGCAUCUCCAGCAGGGAGAGAAACAGUGGAAGACACAGAAAAAAUGCUCAAGAGACUUCUUGAAAAUAUUGGUGAUGGAAAACUGGCAGCCAUCAUGGAAAAUGAUAGAAGUUUCAAAGAAUUGUCAAAAUACAAGACCCAAACCAAACUAAUAGCUAAAGAGCUGGGCUUGACUGUAAAUGAGAAAGAACUGCAGGACGAACUUCAGAAAUAUUUGUUCCUUUGUUACAACCGCCUCUCAGUCGAGACUGAUUUUGGGAAUUUUGACAGUAGAGAGGAAGUGAAAACUUGCCAGGAUCUGAAAGGGGAUGUUUUGGAAGCAUUCCAAAUAUUUUUGCAAGACGCAAAGCCAAUCGAGCCUGAUAGAAAUAUCUACAUAGAAGCGCUGAAGCUUCACUGCAGUGUUCUCUGUGAGGCGCUGAGUGCUGUGGGAGAUGGUUCCGUGGAAUUUGCUUUCAGAGUUCUCCAAGAUCUUUUGAACAGAUCGCAUCCAGGGAGUUUUGAAAAAGCAGCAGAGUUAAAUUUGGCACACCAGAAAGUGAAAAGUCUGACAGAACAUUUUGCCCUGAGGACAGAAGAGGAGAAGGAAGAUGACAAGAUGGCCGUCAAGACAGUAGCCAGAGAAAUACUACAGGGGAUUGAUUGGGACUCCAGGGAGCAAGGAAAGCAGCCAUUUGUCUUAGUGUUAGUGAAAACAAGGGUAGUUGCACAGCAAAUGACAGAGGCUCUUAAAGAAAUGGAGGAAUUGAAAGAAUGCGGUAUUUGUCCAGUUUGCAUAGUGGGCCAUGGUGGUGGUUCCUCUGACGGUGGUGGAAUGACCAUCAAAAAGCAGAGUAGGGCCCUGGAAGGCAUUAGGAACUACGAGUACCAGGUGGUAGUUGCCACCUCUGUUGCUGAAGAAGGGGUAGAUUUUCCUGAAUGUGAACUCGUGAUUCAUAUGAAUCCUCCUAGUUCAGUGACGGCGCUCGUACAGACACGUGGGCGCGCUCGCAAGCAAGGUGUUAGUCGGUUCAUCGCUUUGUGCAGGGAACCAGGUCAGAAAGACAAGAUCGAGCUGCUUCAGAAGAAAGAGGAAAACAUGUACAAGGCUGCGAAGAAGAUAAUUGACACAUAUUAGCAGACACAAAGACUAAAAGCUUUUCAUAUUUUUUUUAGUUGCUUGACUAUCAACUCUGAAAAAAAAGACAAAGUGUUUUUACACCUACUAGGGGGAAGGGGGUAUAUGCAUGUCUGCUCAUUAGACGGUGACCAGUCUCCAUGUAUACUACAUGUACAGUGCUCAAGAUCAUAAAAUGCACCAAUACAGAAAUUUACUGAAUUGUGAAAUUUAAUUCAGAUCACCAUACACAGACCCGACAGAAAUGGCAAAUAUGGUUGACUAUUUACAAAAAAAUUUUUUAAAUGAAAAUAAGAAUACAUAAUUAUUUAAUCGCUUAUAUUUUGCGUAUUUGUAGCUUCUCUUUUGAUGUGAAACAAGAUAAUUUGUUAAAUAUGAUGAUCAGGUAGCAUAAGGUUUUUGAUUCCUUAUGAGCAAGUAUAUAUCAGUUACCUGUACAGUAGUUUAUUUAGUUAUUUUCUGGUCAAACGAUUGCAAGUGCUUGUACUAACAUGAAAGGUCACAAAAAUCCCAGAAGAAAACCAUUUUUCCAAUUAUGAUUAUUCAAGAGAAUUUUUUUAAUGAAAAAUGGUAUUCUGGUGUAAUGCACAGAGACUGUAAAUUACAGUGGUAUAAGAUUGAGCCAAUUCACAACCUAUUAAGACAGUGUUGGUCUUCAAGGACAAUAAUAUUUCUCAAUUUCACAGAUUAAGGAGUGCUCUGUGAAUACAUGCCCUUUAUAUUGUGGGUUCAUUACUUCUGUUUGAUAAACAAUGUAUUUAAAAAUUGAAUGAAUUCAAUACCAAUUAAUGGAUUUAAUUCUUCCUUCUGUGAUUUUUAGAGUAAGCAUGAUGGUCAUUAUUGCAAAGUUGUUAUUGUAUAUUUGAAUGUACUUUGCUGAAGUGUCUUUGUUUUGCUUUACAAAUUGUAUGCAGUAAAUUUGUGCAUAUUAAAUAUAU
Messenger RNA from Lingula anatina, 4202 nucleotides. RefSeq lists its product as uncharacterized. Lineage: Eukaryota; Metazoa; Brachiopoda; Lingulata; Lingulida; Lingulidae. Gene Ontology annotation, cellular component: cytoplasm. Gene Ontology annotation, molecular function: zinc ion binding; nucleic acid binding; ATP binding. The record is from RefSeq and is a predicted model, not a curated record.